This is a messenger RNA of Prunus armeniaca (apricot), 360 nucleotides long. Lineage: Eukaryota; Viridiplantae; Streptophyta; Magnoliopsida; Rosales; Rosaceae. The record is from the annotation of a GenBank genome assembly.
AUGCAGGAAACCACCACAGAAGAUGAAGGUGCAAAUGGACAUGGAAGCAAUGGUAGUGAUGAUGAUAGUGAUAAUAGCAGAAGCAGAAUAGCACAUAGCGGCAAACUUGAACAUGGAUACAGUCAUGGAAGUGCAAACGGCAGAUCAACUAGUAUUGGUGAGAAUGGAAAUAACGGCGGGACCAGAUCUCCAAAUACACAAGGUUCAACUUUCGUACCUGUAUACACAGCAGGUUCAGUUAACAAUCGCCACCAUAACAAUCACCAUGGUGCUGCCAACAGCAACAAGAAAUGCAUUGGACUGCCCAUCUUGUUCACAUCCAGCUGGGCGUCUCUUGUACAUCUGUAUAUGAUAUUCUGA